AAUUUUGAAUCUACGCGUCUCUGCAACUUCUAACAAAUUUCCUUGUAAAACCCUAGCACUGCAAUCUUCGACGAUCUACGCAGCAGGUACGCGUUCAUUCUCGUCUACACUUGUUUCCCCCCAGUUACUUGUUUGUAGUGGGGCUAAUUACGGCUAUGGAUUCGGAUUUUUAAACCCUACAAUACAUUAUUUGUAUGAUAAAACGGUUUUCACGAAAAUUUUGUCCUUCUUGAGCGAAGAAAUUACUAUACAUCACAUAUGAAUUAUUGGAACUUUCAUUGUUGCUACCUAAUUUGAUAUAAUGUUACUUUUGGAAAAGAGAAUGAGUAAAUACUCGUUUCUAGAUGGGAGUAUAACUGUUCAACUGUUAGGGAAGGUUCCUUUCGGUGUUUGAAAAUGGUCCGAUGAUAGUAUAAUGUUAACAAUUUAACUCACCUUAUAUUAACUUUCAGCGUUAAAAUGGUAUAAAAUCUAUGGACUUUUUUUUUUAGAAUGAAAGGCUGUAUAUAAACUAAAAGUUAUGACAAUUCUGUUUUGGUAAUUUACUAAAAAAGUGUAGGAAUUUCAGAAAUCUUGUUGUCAGGCCACGUGUCAAAGACAUAGAUUUUGUUUUAAAAGACAAACAAGAAAAUGAUAUGGUGUUGGAUCCUACACUUUUAUAUUUAAUUAUAUGACAGACCCACACCUACAUUUGAGGUACACAUAUAGAGGUAAUUUACUUGGAAGUUUCAAACAAUCUUCCUUUCAUUUUCACCAUAUAAAAGCAUGAUCCUUAUUCGACAGUUUACAGUUAACAUUGCUUUGAUUCCUAAACUAGUUUUUAUCUGUUUGUGUCUGAUGGUGCCAAAACGACCCUUUAGUGGGGAGGAAGAAGGGAAUAGUUCUGGAUUUUCUAAUCAGGAAUCAAAGGGAAUCGGGUCUUCAAAUUAUGCUAGAAACGUGUUGCAGAGAGUUUCUCGUGAAGAGUUAGAGGCAACAUUGGAACCAUUAAUUCGAGGAGUGGUGCAAGAUGGAGUGCAGAGUGCAUUUCAAAAGAUCUUUGGCACAUCACCAAGAUCUACUUCUGAUGCACUUGAUACGCGUAGUACAACUACAUCCCUGCAGCUUCGUUUCCUCAAAAGGCUGCUUCCUACAUUUUUCACUGGAAAUAGGAUAGAAUCUGAGGACAGGAGUGGUAUAAAAGUAGGGUUAUUUGAUGCUAUUUCUAAUGAGAUUGUGUCAUCUGGACCCUUGUCUUCACAGAAGAUAGUGGUUGUUCCUCUUGAUGGUGAUUUCCCUUUUGAUGACAAUGAAGAUUGGUCUGAGAGUGAUUUUGAUUCCAAAGUUGUAUCUGCAAGAGAUGGCAAAAGGCCAUUGCUGACAGGGGAUCUGGUGUUGACUCUGAAAGAUGGAGUUGCUGAUUUAGGAAAUGUAGUUUUUACUGAUAAUUCAAGCUGGAGGAGGAGCAGGAAGUUUAGGUUAGGGGCAAAAGUCCAAAAUGCCACUCCUGGAGUCAGAAUCAGAGAAGCAAGAAGCCAAGCUUUCAUAGUAAAAGACCAACGAGGAGAGUUAUACAAAAAACACCAUCCUCCAUCAUUAAGUGAUGACAUAUGGAGGUUGGAAAAGAUAGCAAAAGAUGGGGUUUUGCAUGGCCAGUUGGCAUUACUCAAAAUAUAUACAGUGAAAGACUUCCUACAAGUGUAUAAUACCAACGAGUCCUCACUAUAUGGGGUACUUGGUGGGCCGAAUAACAACAAUUGGAAGGCGAUUAUCAAGCAUGCAAAGGCGUGUGUUUUAGAUGAGAGGGUGUACAUGUACAGAUGUGUUGCAGAUGGGAUUGGGAUUUUGUUCAAUUCUGUUAUGGAGGUUGUGGGUGCAACCUUUGAUGGAGAAUAUCAUCUCUCCAUUAAUGAGCUUACUGAUUUCCAGAAGUCUAUGGUGGAAGCAUUGAAGCAACAAGUUUAUAAAGAUUUAGAGGGGAUGUUACCAAUGGAUGAUUUAUCAGUGAUUGAAACUAAUCUUCAUGUUGACCCUGUUGCAACUUCUGGUUUAGAUCAACUGCAAAGAAUGGCAGAGUUGGAUCCGUUUUCUAAUUUUUCAGAAUAAAGAAUGGUAGAGUUGAGGUGAAGAAGCUUCUCCUACAUGCAUCGUUUUGAUCUUGAUGUUUAAAGUGUAUCAUAUAAUAAACAUUUUGGAUUUUUUUUUUUGAAUUUCCAUGGUAAUAAUGUUUAAAGUGUAUCAUAUGAGAAACAUUUUGGGUCACAAGAACCCUUCUAAGUCUGUUAAGAAGAAAAAAAUGGAUUGCCUAAACUUCAAUGUUCCUACACCACAAGAGUUCGGUGAUAGUAUAUAAAUCAGUUUUACAAAGUUACAAAUCAA
Messenger RNA from Lactuca sativa (garden lettuce), 2358 nucleotides. Its product is annotated as calmodulin-binding protein 60 B. Gene Ontology annotation, cellular component: nucleus. The record is from RefSeq and is a predicted model, not a curated record. Gene Ontology annotation, biological process: regulation of salicylic acid biosynthetic process. Gene Ontology annotation, molecular function: calmodulin binding; sequence-specific DNA binding; DNA-binding transcription factor activity. Lineage: Eukaryota; Viridiplantae; Streptophyta; Magnoliopsida; Asterales; Asteraceae.